UUGAAUGGCUCGAAGUCGCUUACGUUAGCUACAGUUUUUUCCCUAGAAUUAAAGCAACUGCUUAUUUUAUUUAUUUUUCUUUGGUUUUUAUAAAAAUUUUGUUUUGUUUCGUUAUUGAUAAUCAAAAAAAAAUACAAAUUCAACUAGAUUUAUUAUUUUAAAUCAUUUUCAUUUAUUGAUUCCGUAUAACUUGUUUGUUAUGAUGUUCGAGUUGAAAGUUCACCGAAGAUGCAAAGAUGGCCGCCUCCAUUAUGGAGCAUGGGGAAGAUGCCUUUAGGAAGUUGUUUAAGUUUUACAAACGAAGAAAACCACCGCCAGAUUUCAGCGAUGUCAUUGAUUUCUCUAAAGGUUUAAGCAGUGGAAAGGUGGUCAGUACUGAACUGAGCCCAACAGCAGUCAGUGAGAAUGAUGCUCGUCUUGCCGGACUUCAGCCAGUCCAAGAGUGGAAGGCCUUUGGUCUCAAGGGUUAUCCAGGGUUCAUUUUCAUUUCAAACCCGUUCCUGCCCGGCACUCAGCAGCACUGGGUGAAGCAGUGCUUGAAGGUGUUCCCACGGAAACCCAAUGUGUGUAAUUUGGACAUGCACAUGUCAGCCUCAGAGACGGAACAUAUCUGGGAGGAUAGCGCAGAGCGAAUGAGGAGCAAAUCCUCUGGAAAGAGGGAACCUAAAACACUGCUGGAGAAGUUGCGUUGGGUCACUUUGGGGUACCACUAUAACUGGGACACUAAGACGUAUUCCGCGGAGCAGCACACCUUGUUCCCUGCAGACCUGCACACACUCUCCAAACACGUGGCUGCAGCAUGCAGCUUUCCGGCUUUCACCGCCGAGGCCGGGAUCCUCAACUACUACCGCUCCGACUCCUCGCUGGGAAUCCACGUGGACGAGUCAGAGCUGGACCACUCUCGCCCCCUCCUGUCUUUCAGUUUCGGCCAGUCCGCAGUCUUUCUCCUGGGCGGAGCCAAACGAGAGGACCCGGGCACGCCCAUGUUCAUGCACAGCGGUGACAUCAUGGUGAUGUCAGGCCCCAGCCGCCUGCUCUACCAUGCAGUGCCUUGCAUCAUGGCUGCCCCGCCCGAGGCCCCCAUGCCUCCGGCCCUGCUGCGGGGGCUCGACCAGGACACCCCGACAGACUGCCUGGCCCAGAGCGUGAAGGAGGAGGACUGGGCCGUGUGUGCCCGAUACAUCCAGACAUCCCGCAUCAAUAUGACCGUCAGACAGGUCCUGGCUCCAGGACAGGGCUUCCCUUCUGUGACCCAAAAACGGACAGAGUCUGCAGACACAGGGACUUAUCAUGAGCUGGAGCCAGCGGAGGCCGAGGACUCCAACCCCAAAAAGAGAAGGAACGGCUCGGACAGCUCUGAGUCAUGACCGAUAUCUCCUGUACCGUUAUGCAUUGUUCACAAAGGUGAUUACUAUCCACCAAAAUGUAUUUAAAAUGCCCAGGUUAAAAUAAAAUGUGUUAUUAUGAGUAUAUUUUA
This is a messenger RNA of Conger conger (European conger), 1477 nucleotides long. RefSeq names its product alkB homolog 1, histone H2A dioxygenase (gene alkbh1). The coding region runs from base 237 to 1367 and encodes 376 amino acids. The record is from RefSeq and is a predicted model, not a curated record. Gene Ontology annotation, molecular function: oxidative RNA demethylase activity; broad specificity oxidative DNA demethylase activity; ferrous iron binding. The transcript has 6 exons. Gene Ontology annotation, cellular component: nucleus; cytoplasm. Lineage: Eukaryota; Metazoa; Chordata; Actinopteri; Anguilliformes; Congridae. Gene Ontology annotation, biological process: oxidative RNA demethylation.